This is a messenger RNA of Paramuricea clavata, 906 nucleotides long. NCBI's taxonomy places the organism in Eukaryota, Metazoa, Cnidaria, Anthozoa, Malacalcyonacea, Plexauridae. The record is from the annotation of a GenBank genome assembly.
AUGCAUAUGUACUUUUGUGCACCGAAAGCAUAUGCACCUUUCGGUCUGUCUGACCAUAACACUAUUGUCGCAGAGCCUAAUGCCAUAGCGCCAAAAGGCAACAAUAAGAAAGUAAUAAUAAGACGGGACUGUCGGGCAAGUCGUAAAGCUGAAAUGGGAAGAUAUUUGAGCCUCUUUGAUUGGUCACAGUUGUUUGCUCCCUUGGAUAGUAGUGAGGAAAAGUGGUUGGUUUUCCAUGAAGUAAUACACAAUGGGCUUAACUUAUUAAUGCCGGAAAAACGUAUGGAGGUCAGCACUGUUGAUGCACCAUGGAUGAAUAAGAAAUUAAAGACCCUGAUUGCCAAAAGACAAAAGGCGUUUAAUAAGAAUGGAAACGGUUCCCUUAAUUUUAAAUACUACAGGAAUUUAGUCAACCGUGAAAGAAAGGCAUGCAGAGGGAAGUAUUAUGAAUCAAACAUACAAAAUCUUAGGGGUGAGAACCCUAAGAGAUGGUGGAGUGAAGCGAAACGUUUAAGUGGUAUGAAAGAAAAGAACAGCGAUCUGUCCAGUCAAAUAAAAAUCGACGAGUUCUCUAACUUUCCACAACGUGAACAGGCAAAUAUAAUUAAUACAGCUUUCUUGGAGCCCAUUGAGGAGUACAGGUUGGUCGUUCCACCACCAUGCCGCGACUUGGAAGAAUCAACGGAGGUCCUAACUGUGACAGAAAUGCGCGUAGAGAAGGCCCUAGCAAAACUCAACCCUGGAAAAGCGUCUGGUCCUGAUAACAUUCCAAAUUGGCUCUUAAGAGAUUAUUCCAGAAUUGUUGCUCUCCCAAUUAUGAAUAUUAUUAAUACUUCAUAUCGUGAACAGCAAUUGCCUGCAUGCUGGAAGAUGGCAGAUGUAUCUCCACUGCCUAAGAAGAAGCCG